GAAGAAUCAGAAGUAUCAUCAGACAUGUUCAAAGCAAAGAUGUUAAGUUGUUGUCAGAAUGAGAAUAUUGAUAUUAUUUUAACAUUUGGUGGUGUUGGAUAUUCUGCAACUGAUAUUGUACCAGAGGUUACAAAAUCCCUGAUAGAGAGAGAAGCACUAGGUUUAUCAAUAGCGGUAUAUAAACACUGUUUAGAUAAUUUACCAUUAACUGUGAGCCUACUAUCAAGGGGAGUGUGUGGUGUAUAUGGAACAACCCUGAUUAUUAAUCUAAGCCAUGAUUCGAGUCACCUUGAGAACUGCCUUCAAAUACUAGACUCGUGUAUUUAUCAAAUCAUGAGAAGUCUGAAGGGUAGUGAUACAGUGAUUGAAGAUUAUGCUAGUUAUGGUCACAGAUCAGAAAGGCUGGAGGAGUAUGAAGAUCAGAUGCAAGAAUCAUGCAGAAUUCCAGAAACACAACAAACUUCCUUCCAGCAUCAAGAGUUACUGCAAGUCUUUGAAGAUUCAAAAGCGACAUAUGGAGACCAAUCCCCAAAUUUUGGUUCAAACAAUAAGAUAAAAGUCAAAGAAAAUCAACCAACAGAAAUUUUGAAUCAAAGUAACCAUUGCUUUGAAGACUUAGAACUUUCAAAUGAACUUUCUCAAGACAAUUCAGCUUUCCUAGAGCAGACCGAUUGGGAUUUGAAGGAUAGAGACAAUACAGCUGAAGGCAAUCCUUAUCAAUCUAGUCAAAAUGGCGUCUCUUCCCUGAGUUUUGUAGACAAACAGCAUGUCCAAACUACAGAAUCUAACCAAAACCUUGUUAGUACUGUUGGGGAAAUCUCAAAUGACAUAAUAAGCCUACACAACUAUAACCUACCACCAAAUCUUGAAGAACCCUUUCCCAAAUCAAAUCAAAGAACUGGUCUUAAGAGGAUAAGGAAAAGAUCUGAGAGCAAGGAUGUUUACAAUUUUGACAGCAAUUCAGAUUCAGACAAUGGCCCGAUGUCUCAAACUCAAAAACAAAAGUCAUUUAAAAAGGCAAGGAUACACAAUAGAGCUGAUCAAAAUAAAGAAGUUAGUUUUGUCCCAGUGGGACAGGGCAUGAUUCAAUUUCUACACACCCAUCCAGCAAUUCAGGGAAUCUACUUAAAUAAAGGGAAGAGACAUAUCAAGAAAAAUUUAGUCAAUCUGAAAAGACAGGAAUCAGCAGUUGACAAAGGAUCAUGGGAAAGACAAGGUCACAAAUUAGAGCGGAAUCGUUUUGAUGAUUAUUUUGAAGCAACAGACCAGGGUAAAGAGAAGAGUGAAGAGAUUGGAAAUUGUUUAGCAAGAGAUGAAUAUGUUGUUAAUUGGUACGUCUGGUGUCCAGGGCGUGGAGGGAACUGCCAGAGGAAGUGUGGUGGUUAUGGAACAUGUCUGGAAGGUUGUCCAGGGAUGUCUCAUAAACAGGAUAGACAUAACUGUUCCUUUUUACUCAACUUGAAGAUAUUUCUAUCUGACCUUACAAAAUGGCGUAUACAGAUCACAGGUUCUCAUGUUCCUGACAAUUCUUCAUUACCAUGGCAACCACCUUCAGUUUCCAAGCAACUAAUGAACCAAUCAACGAAGGACUUCAUUAUUUCUAAAUGCAGCACUCAGAAUGUAUCGUCAACGAAUAUCCAAGAAGCAAUCAUGAAAGAAAAAUCCGUUUUAUCUCCCGAAACUGUUCUACCGAAACGAAAAAUCUCUCGUGUGAUGUAUCGAUUGAAGAGACAAAAAUCUGAACAACGAAGUGUACAGUCCCCAAAUUUCAUACAAUUUGAGGAUAUAGAGUCCCAAUCUCUAACAGAUUCCAUCCAGCCAACCAGUGAUCAAUCUUUCGUGUCUCAAUCAUCAAGUCAUCCAACCCAGGCAUCAACAGCUGCCUUAUGUCAAGAAAAGACAACUCUUGUUAUUCCUUCCAUAAACCGAUCAGAUGUGCCUAAAUCCAGAGUUGGUUUGUCACAAAUGACAACUGAUGAAGAGAAUUUAGUUGAACUGCAAACCACAGGUCCUCAGAAUGUUGAUGUUUCACAAAUAAUCCAGAAUUCCUCUGAGGGCGGAAUGACCAACUCUGAUCUUCAAGCUGUCCUACUGUCCUUAUACAAUACUUGAUAACAAUAGUGUUUAUAAUAAACAUGUUUCAAACCC
Molecule: messenger RNA, 2148 nt
Organism: Lottia gigantea (owl limpet)
Lineage: Eukaryota; Metazoa; Mollusca; Gastropoda; Lottiidae
Exons: 6
Coding region: 25-2112 (695 amino acids)
Source: RefSeq, a predicted model, not a curated record